Hibiscus syriacus is the source of this 1764-nucleotide messenger RNA. RefSeq names its product heterogeneous nuclear ribonucleoprotein Q-like. The record is from RefSeq and is a predicted model, not a curated record. The transcript is spliced from 10 exons. Gene Ontology annotation, cellular component: nucleus. Gene Ontology annotation, molecular function: mRNA binding. Bases 181 to 1602 code for a protein of 473 amino acids. Lineage: Eukaryota; Viridiplantae; Streptophyta; Magnoliopsida; Malvales; Malvaceae.
CCUAAAGCUAAGGCCCCUUCAGGCUUCUCUCUCAACUAUCAAAGGCUUCUUUCUUAGAUAUUUUUCCCUCCAUCUACAACUCUGCAGUCUUGUGACUCUUUUCUGAUUUGAGCAAGCACAUUACUUGAUAAUUUGCACCACUUUAAUUGCCUUGCAAGCCUGUUUAUAUAUAUUCAUAAAAUGCCAAAGGCACGUACUGCUGCUGAAUCAGUGGAAUCUGAAGGAAAGAGUGAGCCCGAACAGCUUGUUGAGUCUGACGAGAGGGUUGAUAUUGAUGAGGACAGUGAUACUGAGGAGACCAUGGAAGAAGAGGUGGAGUACGAAGAAGUGGAAGUAGAAGAAGAGGAAGAAAUAGAAGAGGAGGUGGAAGAAGAAGAAGAUCAGAAUGUUGAAAAUGCUAAUGGAGAUGAUGCUUCUGAGACUGAAGUUGAAGAUGGGGAUGAAAAUACAAAGCAUGCUGAGCUUCUUGCUCGUCCACCUCACGGUUCUGAAGUUUAUAUUGGAGGCAUUCCACAUGAUGUAUCUCAGGAGGAUUUGAAAGGCUUUUGUGAAUCUGUUGGAGAAGUUACUGAGGUUCGGAUUAUGAAAGAUAAAGAUUCAAGUGAAAACAAGGGCUUUUCAUUUGUGACCUUUAGAAGCGUACAAUUGGCCUCAAAAGCCAUUGAUGAGCUAAAUAAUACUGAAUUUAAGGGUAGAAAAAUUAAAUGUUCUACAUCCCAAUCAAAGAAUCAAUUAUUUAUUGGUAAUAUUCCUAGAAGCUGGAGAGAGGAACACCUAAGGAAGGUUUUGUCAGAUGUUGGGCCCGGAGUUACUGGUUUGGAAUUGGUGAAGGAUAUGAAGAACUUAAGUAAUAACAACAGGGGCUUUGCCUUUGUUGAGUACUAUAACAAUGCAUGUGCUGAAUAUUCAAGGCAAAAGAUGAUGAAUCAAGAAUUCAGGCUUGGUUAUAAUACACCAAUUGUGAGCUGGGCCGAUCCCAAAACUACUGAUUCUGCUGCUGCUGCUCAGGUGAAGGCACUUUAUGUAAAAAAUUUGCCCAAGGAUGUCACUCAAGAUCAGUUAAUGAAGCUAUUUGAACAUCAUGGAAAGAUAACAAAAGUGGUUCUACCUCCAGCAAAACCUGGACAAGAAAGAAAUAGAAUUGCUUUUGUUCAUUUUGCUGAGAGAACUUGUGCUAUGAAAGCUCUGAAUAGCUCAGAAAAAUAUGAACUAGAUGGUCAAGUGGUGGAAUGUUCUCUUGCAAAGCCUCUUGUGGAUCAAAAGAGUCCACACCGGGGGUCAAGUUCUGAGACAUCAGGUUUUCUUCCUUAUCCACCUCACAUUGGCUAUGGUUUCAUCGGGGGAUCUUAUGGUGCUGUAGGUCCAGGAUAUGGUGUUGCAGGCCUUCCACAGCCACAGCCAUUAAUCUAUGGGAGGGCACCAACUCCAACUGGCAUGUCAAUGAUGCCAAUGCUUCUACCUGAUGGCCGAAUUGGAUAUGUCCUGCAACAACCGGAAGCUCAACCUCGAAGCCCACCUCUACAUCAGAGAAAUAGUAAAGAUGGUGGCAAUUCAAACAGGAGAAAGCACAGCAACGAUAGCCGGGGGUAUCGACCAUACUGAUUGCUUUUUAUUAGGUUUAUUUUCAUGGUAGAUGGAGAGUUUAUUUACUCAUUCCCCAGCAGUGAUCUGCGACCGUUAUAAACCAAACUGUGAUCAAAAUGAUUGUGCAUGAAACAGAUAUACUUCAUUUGACGAUGCGGUCAUGUUCAUAUUGAUCAUUGU